AUGUCAGUCACUUCUGUCGAUAUGUCGGCCAUGGAGUCAAAGCCGGAUAGCGUGGUGCAGUUGGAGCUUGACUCGCAGCUGAGCAGUAUUAUGAACAACAUCGCGGCCGCUAGGGUACCCGAAACCUCGGAAAGCAAGAACAAUGAAGGAACAGCUGAGAGGAGCUUUUGUCGGGAUAGUAAGCCCUGUGAGCCGAUCGCCGUGGUAGGCAUGGCAAUGAGACUACCGGGCGGGGUCCCGGAAACACGAUAUAAUGUCGAUUCCUUCUAUCAGCAGGCGAAACCAAAUGCCAUUCGAACCAAAAAAGGGUAUUUCUUACAGGAAGAUCCAACGGAGUUCGAUACUGGCUUCUUCGGCAUAACCAACUAUGAAGCAAGUCGACUUGACCCUCAGCAAAGACUGCUGCUAGAGGUGGUGUGGGAAUGUAUGGAAAAUGCCGGACAGGUGAACUGGAAGGGCAGGGAUAUUGGGUGCUGGGUUGGGGUGUUCGGGGAGGACUGGAUGGAUCUAUGCGCCAAGAAUAUCCAAUACACUGACCGACUACAUGCUUUAGGGGCUGGAGACUAUGCUCUCGCAAACCGUAUCUCAUACGAGUAUGACCUUACCGGGCCAAGGUUGACAUUGCGCAGUAUGACCGUUCAAACUGGCUGCUCAUCGUCACUGGUAGGGCUGCACGAAGCUUGCCGGGCCAUCAGCACCGGUGAUUGUUCCUCGGCAAUCGUGGCGGGCACCAGUCUGAUUUUGAGCCCUACGAUGACCACGACUAUGUCGGAGAAUAUGGUCCUCUCUCCUGACGGGAUCUGUAAAACCUUUGAUGCUGGAGCUGAUGGCUAUGGACGCGGCGAGGCAAUCAAUGCGGUGUAUCUAAAGCCACUGAAAGACGCACUAGCAGCUGGCGACAGAGUACGAGCGGUUAUCCGGUCAUCUGCCACAAACUGCGAUGGUAGGACAGUGGGGAUCACGACCCCUGGAGCACCAACGCAAAAGCAAUUAAUUAGGAAGGCAUACCAAAAGGCAGGUAUCAGCGACAUAACUGAUACAGGCUUUUUCGAGUGUCAUGGAUCUGGGACCGUUGUUGGUGAUACAGCAGAAUUGUCAGUUGUUGCAGAUCUGUUCAAAGAGAAAGGUGUCUAUAUUGGAGCGGCAAAACCAAACUUCGGUCAUUCAGAGGGUGCCUCGGGUAUCACUGGCAUCAUCAAGGCAGUUUUAGCCCUUGAAAAGAAUGUGAUACCACCUAAUAUCCAUUUCAAGGAACCAAAUCCUAAAGUACCAUUCAAGGAAGCCAUGCUCCAAGUCCCGCUCGAGCCAAUUCCAUGGCCACAGGACAGGCAUCCGAGAGUUAGCGUUAACUGCUUUGGCAUCGGUGGUUCCAAUGCGCAUGCAAUCUUGGACUCCGCUGCAUCAUACGGGCUGGUGGAAGAUCGGAACCCAUCUCAACACGAGAAUACCCAAUCGUUUCUGUUCCUAGUGUCUGCUGCAAGUCCAACGUCGCUAAGUCAACGUGUAAAUGACUUAACAGAAUAUGCUAAGCGAACAGCCCUAGAAUUCCAAGACCUGGCAUAUACCCUUGCAAUAAAACGGGAGCAUUUGCAUCACCGCACCUUUUUUGUUGGAGAGGCAGAUGGCAGUAUUACCAAAAGCGAACGGACAGCACGUCGAUUCGAUUCAACCCAGUUGACAUUCGUGUUUACAGGACAAGGAGCCCAAUGGCCCGCCAUGGGGAAAGGGCUUCUGGAAUGUUUUCCCAUAUUUCAGCAGGAUAUACAAAGAAUGGAUAGGGUGAUCCAAAGUUUAGAACAGCCACCGAACUGGAGUAUCGAAGGUAGGUUUUUGGUUCUAGAUACCGAGGAUUUGGAGCCCUUACUGACUAAGCGUGGUCGUGUAGAUGAGCUCAUAGCAGGCGAGGACUGCUGCAGAAUACAUGAAGCAGAACUGUCCCAAACACUCUGUACAGCGGUCCAGAUUGGAAUUGUCAACCUUCUUGCACGUUGGGGUGCAAAGCCAGAUGCGGUAAUAGGCCACUCAAGUGGCGAGAUUGCGGCUGCAUAUGCCGCUGGGGCAAUGUCGCUUGAGUCAGCUAUCGUCGUGGCAUAUUAUCGAGGGCAAGCAGUUAAAAUGGCCCAAGGAGGAGCUAUGGCAGCUAUCGGCCUCAUGGCUGAAGACGUCAAGCGAUAUCUGGUUGAAGGUGUGGGGAUAGCUUGUGAAAAUAGUCCCCAAAGCACCACAAUAUCAGGGGAUAGCGAGAAGGUUGACGAAGUCAUUGAGAAAAUUCAGUCGGACAAUGCGGACACAUUCUGUCGCCGGUUGCGGGUUGACAAAGCAUAUCAUUCCGGCCAUAUGGUGGAGGUGGGAGCCUUUUACGAAGAAAUCAUCAAGUCAAAAAUCGAGACAAACAGCAACAUGGUGCCUUUUUGGUCCACAGUUACAGGUUCGUUUCUCAAAUGUCCGGGCGAUCUAUCGGCUAAAUACUGGCGUCAAAACUUGGAGUCCCCUGUGCUAUUCCGCCAAGCUAUGGAAGCAAUUCUACAACAUGAACAGGAGGCAGGACAAGUGUUUGUCGAGAUUGGAGCGCAUUCUGCCUUAUCGGGACCUAUCCGUCAAAUCAUACAGACGGGGAACAUAUCCAAAGCCACCUACGUCCCCACACUAAUAAGGAAACGAAAAGCAAACGUUUGCUUAAUGGAAGCCAUGGGAUGUUUAUGGGCCCACGGUGUUCCAACAGUUGAUCUCCAAAGUCUUGUAGGGCAAGGUCAGGUGUUGACAAACGUGCCACCAUAUCCGUGGGACCAUCGAGCAAAACUACUUCACGAAAGCCGUCUGGUACAUAACUGGAGAUUUCGUGCAUUUCCACAUCAUGAGCUUCUCGGCUCUAGAAUGUUCGGCGCUAGUGACCUAGAGCCUAUGUGGUCAAACCUGCUUCGCCCUGAUGAUGUUCCUUGGCUAUUCGACCACGAGCUAACUAAAAGAAUUGUUUUCCCAGCGGCUGGUUUCGUAGCGAUGAUAGGUGAAGCGAUCCGCCAGGUCGACGGCUCUGAAAGUUAUUCCCUGCACCACGUUCUUUUAAAGGCUCCUUUGCUUUUGGCAGAGGGCCAUACGAUGGAGGUUGUUACCAGUCUAAAACCUGUAAAGGUAUCAGACUUCCUUGAUUCACACUGGUAUGAGUUCACUAUUUCUGCAUACGACGGUGAGGACUGGGUCAAGCAUUGCCAGGGACAGGCUUGUGCUAGCUUUGAAAAAAAUAUGGAAUCCAAGAAGAUCUCCCCAUUGAGUCGCAAAGUGUGCUCCGAGACGUGGUACCGACUUAUGGCAACAUAUGGCCUACGAUAUGGGCAGCGUUUCAAGGGUCUACAAGACAUAACAUCGGACCCCAAGCAGAAGAUAGCAACAGCAACAAUGAUUGAAGAUCAUACCGCGCAUGAAAGCCACUAUACGCUACACCCGAUCAUCAUUGACCAAUGUCUACAAAUCAUGAGUGUGGCGAUGUGUUCGGGUAUGGCUGGCGUAUUUGACCAAUUGACAGUGCCUUCAUUUUUUGAACUGAUCUGCGUCAGUUCCGGGAACGGGAAACUUGCUGUCGAGGCUGAUGCAUACAAAACAUCCACAAGUAUAACGACAGGAAGCGCCAUAUUGGUGUCCGGAGAGUCUCCUAUAUUGUCUAUUGAAGGUGCAGCAUUUUUCUCUGUCACUGAUAGUGGGGAGACUUCGCAACAUGGUUUCCCGCUAGUAACCCACACCAAUUGGGCACCGGACUUGGAUCUUCUACCGCCGAAAGAGCUUCUCUCGUUCCGUCCCGUAGGAAGGGAUGGUGGCCUAUAUGCAGAUAUAAUUCUCUGCGUGAUAUCAGAAGCCCACUAUCGCAUCAAGGAUAAGGUUCCAGCUACCGAACAUCUCAGCAAGUAUAAAGAUCUCAUUGCGAGGUGGGUGGAGGACAUCCGAAACGGUGUUCCUCCGACUCCUCCGCAUGCACGAAGAUUUCUUGAAUUGGACACCCAACAAAGGAUGUGUCUUAUUGAUGAGCUUUCAGCAAAAGCCCAGACGCAGGAAUCAGACUGUCUAGCAAUGAUUAGUAUGGUCAAAACUGUUUUGUUGCACAUCUGUGACAUGAUUGUUGGUUCGGAAUCUCCCCUGCACGUUCUCGUGGAUGAGGAUGGGCUGGCGGAUCUGUAUUACCAACCAUCCCUGUGGGGGUGUUGGCAUGAGCUACUCAACUUACUGAUGCACUCUAAUCCCCGGGCCAAGAUAUUGGAAAUUGGGGCUGGCACAGGAGGAAGUACUACAGUCAUAUUAGAUCAUCUGCGCUCCCCUGAUGGAGUGCCAAUGUAUGGGAGCUACGUAUUUUCAGAUAUCUCUCCUGGUUUUUUGCAUAGUGCAAAAGAGAAAUACAAGGAUCGAAAAAACAUGGAGUAUCGCCUACUGGACAUAAGCAAGGAUCCAGUUCUACAAGGGUUUGAAUACGGGUCAUUUGAUAUUAUUGUUGCUUCCAAUGUCAUCCAUGCAACAGAGUGCCUCAAUACCACCUUGCAAAAUGUGCGGAAGCUCCUUGCUCCUGGUGGUCGAUUAAUCCUUCAGGAACUCUGGCCAGGCAAGUAUAUCCUCCACUCAUUUUUAAUGUUUAAAGGUGUGCUUCCCGGUUGGUGGAUAGGUGAAAAGGAUGGUCGUGGUGCAAGGCCCUACAUAUCUCCAGCGCAGUGGAACACUGAACUUCUCAGGGCAGGCUUCACAGGCGUUGAGGCAGCAGAGUUUGAUGACGAAGGAAUGAGCAGACUCAUGGUGAACAUACUGUCACGGAACCCAAGUCACCCCCCUCAAGCAACUGAUGUUACUAUUGUACAUCGCGCUGAGGUCGGAGAAUGGGAGAACAGUGUUGCCCAAAACUUCGUUGCCGCUGGUUACACAGUCUGCUGGAUGGCAUUUGAUGAGGUGACCUGUCCUGCUACCUCAGGGAUUGUUUUCCUCUUAGACCGACCUGGACCCUUUCUACAUGAUGUCUCCGCUGAGCAGCAUGAACGUCUCAAGAGAUACUUAGGAGAGAACCGGGAAGCAACUAUGCUCUGGGUUACAUCAACAUGUCAAACAGUUUGCCAUGACCCUCGUUAUAGCCUUGUUCUUGGAUUGGCUCGUACUUUGAGAAGGGAGUUAGAGUUGAAUCUCAACACCCUGGAGGUUGAUUCUUACAGCCUAUUGGCAUCUGACAGCAUCAUACCAGUCUACAAACAGGUUCAACGUCAUAAAGACUGUCACAUCAUCCCUGACAGUGAAUAUAUUUUACAGGAUGGGAAGGUCAACAUAGCCAGAUUCCAUUGGACGAACCUCGCAACUGAAUUAUGUCAUAUGUCGAGUGACGAGACCCCAAAGAAACUUUCAAUGACUAGUUGCGGUGUCUUUGAUACAAUGUACUGGAAGUCUGUUGAUCUUCCCACAGUCGGGAAGGACGAAGUUAUUGUCGACGUUAAGUUCGCCGCGCUAAACUUUAAGGACAUAAUGGUUUCAAUGGGAGUACUGGGGCAGAUUGAAGACCUGGGGAUUGAAGGAAGCGGUGUGGUUGUCCAGACAGGAAGCGACGUCCAACAUGUUCAUAAUGGUGACAGAGUUCUCUUCGUCGCCUCUGGCUCUUUACAGACACGAAAGGUAAUACCUGUCAGGAUGUGUCUGAAGGUUCCUGAGUGCCUUUCCUUAGAAGAUGCUGCCACGAUGCCUGCAGUCUUCGCGACAACGAUCUAUUCUCUGCUACAUCUAGCUAGGUUAAAGAAGAACCAGGUACGCCCGCUACCUUCCAUCAAUGUGUGGGCCUCGCGGCCAUUCAAAUAUGCCAAAUGGUGGGGGCAAAUGUACGCAUACAUCCAUCUGCUUCCCUGGACCCUGCUAAAGGUUUCACAGAUAUACGCUACUGUUGGGAACGGGAACAAAGCACAGCACCUGAUAGAUACUUAUGGCAUACCCAGGAAUCAUAUAUUCAACUCAAGGGAUGCUUCAUUUCUCCAGGACCUUAUGCGCUGCACAGGCAAUAGGGGUGCGGAUGUUGUUUUGAAUUCCUUGGGAGGGAAUCUGCUUCAUACAUCUUGGAAAUGUGUGGCACCUUUCGGCAAGAUGCUUGAGCUCGGUAAACGAGACUUCCUUGGGCAUGGUAUGCUCUCCAUGGACCUCUUCAUAUCCAAUAGGUCCUUUUUUGGGGUAGACCUCAAUCAAUUCUUUGAAGAAUAUCCGGAUGAAUUCCAUGACACUGUAUUGGAUAGAUUUCUGGAGAUGGUCGAGCAACGCCAAAUAAGCCCAAUUCAACCAAGAACCAUCUUCGAAGCGAGCGAUAUCAUUAGUGCCUUCCGAUACAUGCAGCAGGGGGUACAUAUGGGGAAGAUCCUCGUAAAGAUGCCCGAGUCACCUGGUGACCUCCCCCGGGUAAAGGAUAAAAGGACCAUAGCAUUCAACCCCGACGUGUCCUACCUGCUUGUUGGUGGCUUGGGUGGGAUAGGCCAAGCAGUUGCCCGCUGGAUGGCUUGUCACGGAGCUCGAAGCCUUGUAAUAUUUUCUCGUUCAGCAGGUCAAUCCGAUGACCACCAAAUGUUCAUUCGGGAGCUGGAUGCUAUUGGAUGUCAUGUCCACACUGUGAGUGGAGAUGUUACUCAUCUGCCAGACGUUCAAAGGGCAGUGGAGGGUUGCGCUAGACCCAUCGCCGGUGUUAUCAACCUAUCCUUGGCCCUCAGUGACCAUUUGUACCUUGAAAUGUCCCAUGAUCAAUGGACGGUACCGAACAGGGUUAAGGUUUUAGGCACAUGGAACCUGCAUUCCGCAUUGCAAAACGUCGCAUUGGACUUUUUUGUGGUCUUCAGCUCAAUGUCUGGACAAGUCGGCAACCCAGGCCAAGCAAACUAUGCUGCAGCAAGCACAUUCUUAGAUGCCUUUGUUCAAUACCGCCAUGCUAACGGCAUGCCAGCGUCAGUGCUAGAUAUUGGCUGUGUGGAGGGUAUCGGGAUUCUUAAACAGACACCACAUGUUGUGCAGAGAAUGCGAGCGAUAUCAGCGCGCUUUAUCGAGGAGUCAGAGCUAAUGGACACCCUGCACUUGGCGAUUCUGCGGUCCCACCCUGAGUUAUACAAUAAGAAAGGACCUCAAUCUGCGGGUCUGGGCAUUGGGCUUUGUCCAACAAAGUCAUUCAGUCAGGUACAGGACCUUCCAUUCUGGACACUGGAUGCUCGUGCGCGUGCCAUUGCCAACUAUGACUCAUUUCAACAAUCAGACAGCAAUGCUGAACCCGACAACCUCCAGGAGCUGAUGGACGAAGUGGAAGCCAACCCCGCUACGCUAAAGGAUCCCGAAGUUGAGAAGAGGAUACGGGGAGAAGUUGGACGUUUGAUCGCCACAUAUAUAUCCAACCACGAGGAUAUGACUGAUAAUGAGAUUAACAAUAUCACAAUUGAUUCACUUAUGUCCAUUGAGAUCAGAAAUUGGACCCGGCGCCGACUUCACGUCGAUGUGGCUAUCCCAGAAAUUUCGAAAGCAGGGACCGUGGGGAGAUUAGGAACUCUUGUGGUAGAGAAGAUGAAGGCCAAAUACAUUGCCCAACUGGAGGAAUCUACAUGA
Molecule: messenger RNA, 7575 nt
Organism: Aspergillus pseudotamarii
Lineage: Eukaryota; Fungi; Ascomycota; Eurotiomycetes; Eurotiales; Aspergillaceae
Exons: 14
Coding region: 1-7575 (2524 amino acids)
Biological process (GO): fatty acid biosynthetic process; secondary metabolite biosynthetic process
Molecular function (GO): oxidoreductase activity; fatty acid synthase activity
Source: RefSeq, a predicted model, not a curated record